AUGAAUAGAGGCGCGAUUUCUGAGAAAAACAAACAAACAAACAAACAAACCCCCCCGUUUAUGGUUGGCUCCGAUACACCACGAAUGGGUGGUUUGAUUUUGUUUCGCAUGUCACGUAAAAGUUUUCUUUUUUUGAUGGUUUUUUUUUUAUGGUUGACAUUUUUUUGUACGCAACUGUUUCUAUUGAAACAUGUUGAAAAUGCCGAGUAUCGUACGGAAUUUCAACCAAUUUCUUCCACCGUUAUUCAAGUGACCCAACCUCUAAAUGGCGAUGGAGUGCAGGAAAAAUCUUGUGUUUUGCGGACAGUGGAAAAGUACACCCGUUACGCUGCGGAGGCCGUUGCUGCUGCAGGGAAAAUUCAACAUCGUAGUCGACUGCGGAUCGCCGCCUUUACGCGCUUGUGGAUUGCACCCAUUCACAAGUCCGGUGGCAUGCAACUUCAUGCCUUUCAAAUUUACUCUCAAUUAGCUGCACGGGGCCAUUACGUCCAUGUCUUUGUCACAGGUCCUCCUGGAAACUAUAGGCGUGAGUUGAUGUACUGUGCCGACCCAGAAAACAACACGGCAAGGGUAUGUAAAAACCCCGAGGCACGGUUGGUGGUGCAGCAAGUACCCUCUUCCGAAAAUAUGGGGUACAGUGUAGCGUGGAUGAAUAAUUGUGUUAAGGCAUUCAACAUUCUUCACACCAAACAGCCUUUUGACGUGGUACACAGUGAGAGUUGGGCAGCCGUGCCGAACAUCUACCAGCUAAGACUUCCGUUUGCUGUAACCUGGCAUGGCUCCAUGCUUGACUGGUUUCGUAAUGAGUUGAACCGUAUUGCGCACAACUAUCGUGUGGGGCGCAAGGCACCAGGGAGGGAAAUGUGGAAACGCAUGCGGGAUCUUGCGAAGGCGGUGGCAAUGGAGGAGUACAUGCUCCUGACGAUCCCUCAACAUAUUGUUAUAUCCGACACGGCUGAGCGGGAUCUGGUGGAAAUGCAACACGUGCCCCGGGAACGGAUUGCAUUGAUUUAUAACGGUGUUAACACCGGCAUCUUUCAUUCACGUGAGGGAACAUGGAUGCGUGAUGCAUUUUUGCGGAGUCAUGGGGUGCCGCCGGAACAUUUUGUCGUGGGAUGUGGCGGCCGACUGGUGGAAAUAAAAGGGCACCUGCAGUUAUCUCAUGCGAUGCGCCACAUUAUGGAACAGUACAGAAACGUGACGCUUCUUGUUACCGGCGAGGGUGCGAUGGGGAAUAUUUAUGCUUCCAUGCGCAUGGAGGGGCUCUCUGUCGUUCAGCUGGGAAUGCUCUCUCAGGAGGAACUUGGAACUUUCUAUCAUGCAAUUGACGUGUUUGUAGAUCCCUUCUACCAGCAUCACGGUUUGAACACGGUGAUGAUUGAGGCAGCUUUGUCCGAGGUGCCACUUGUUGUGACCGCCCUUGGCGGCGCAUUGUCGGUGGUACCGUGUACAGAUUACGGUCGCCUGUUUACUGUUGGCGAUGUGAUGGGGUUGGCGCGGGAGAUUCUUUACUACAUGCUUCAUCCUGACGAGGCCAAGGCAACAGCACGUCGAGCCCGCGAACGUGCUAUGAAAUUAUUCAGCAGUAACGUCAUGGUAAUGCACUACGAGAGUUUGUUAUAUCGUUUGGUGGAUCAUCCACCAACUUUGCCAAACAUGACAGGUGAUGUUGUAUGUAUACCUGUAUACCCGGCCCUUUGCUACCGCGAAGUAUCGUAG
Trypanosoma cruzi is the source of this 1719-nucleotide messenger RNA. RefSeq names its product glycosyl transferase-like, putative. The record is from RefSeq and is a predicted model, not a curated record. Bases 1 to 1719 code for a protein of 572 amino acids. The transcript has a single exon. NCBI's taxonomy places the organism in Eukaryota, Euglenozoa, Kinetoplastea, Trypanosomatida, Trypanosomatidae.